UAUAUAUAUACACACAUACCCUUUAUACUGGACCGUAACCUGAGCGAGCUGGAGAGUUAGCUAAAAAGCCCCCCAGCACUGCCUGAGACAGACCGGAGACCAAGAAAGCUACCAUCAUGUGUGACGAUGAAGAGACUACUGCCCUUGUUUGUGACAAUGGCUCCGGGCUUGUAAAAGCUGGAUUUGCUGGAGAUGAUGCCCCAAGAGCAGUAUUUCCAUCUAUUGUUGGGCGUCCCCGUCACCAGGGUGUCAUGGUUGGUAUGGGUCAAAAAGACUCCUAUGUAGGUGAUGAGGCCCAGAGCAAGAGGGGCAUCCUGACUCUGAAAUAUCCAAUUGAACAUGGGAUUAUCACCAACUGGGAUGAUAUGGAGAAGAUAUGGCAUCACACCUUCUACAAUGAGUUGCGUGUUGCCCCAGAAGAACAUCCCACCUUACUUACUGAGGCACCACUGAACCCCAAGGCCAACCGGGAAAAGAUGACCCAAAUCAUGUUUGAGACCUUCAAUGUUCCAGCUAUGUAUGUUGCAAUCCAGGCAGUGCUUUCUCUCUAUGCUUCUGGUCGUACCACUGGUAUUGUGCUAGACUCCGGAGAUGGUGUAACCCACAAUGUCCCCAUUUAUGAGGGUUAUGCUUUGCCACAUGCAAUUAUGCGCCUUGACUUGGCUGGUCGUGACUUAACUGACUAUCUGAUGAAGAUCCUUACAGAGCGUGGUUAUUCUUUUGUUACAACUGCUGAGCGUGAAAUUGUCCGUGACAUAAAGGAAAAACUGUGCUAUGUGGCUCUAGACUUUGAGAAUGAGAUGGCCACUGCUGCCUCCUCUUCCUCCUUGGAGAAGAGCUAUGAGCUGCCCGAUGGGCAAGUCAUCACAAUUGGUAAUGAGCGUUUCCGUUGCCCAGAGACUCUCUUUCAACCAUCCUUUAUUGGUAUGGAGUCUGCUGGUAUUCAUGAGACAACCUACAACAGCAUCAUGAAGUGUGAUAUUGAUAUUAGGAAGGACUUGUAUGCUAACAAUGUCAUGUCUGGUGGAACCACCAUGUACCCAGGUAUUGCUGACCGUAUGCAGAAAGAAAUCACUGCACUGGCUCCAAGCACAAUGAAGAUUAAGAUCAUUGCUCCACCUGAGCGCAAGUACUCUGUUUGGAUUGGGGGCUCCAUCUUGGCUUCUCUGUCCACCUUUCAGCAAAUGUGGAUCACAAAACAGGAAUAUGAUGAAGCUGGUCCAUCCAUCGUUCACCGCAAAUGCUUCUAAAUGCAUUUUCUGUCUCAGAUCAAAGGGAUUUAUAAAAUGUACAAUAUGUCUAAACAGCCAUGUAACUAUACAGAUAGCAAUACCUGUAAUUUUUUGCCACAUUAUGACUCUAAAAUAUAACGUGUACAUAAAUUAUAAUUUAUUUUAAGAUGUUUUGCAAUUUGGAAAUCACUGAACUAAAGCAAAAGAAUGUCACAAUGCAAUAAAUGAGUCAUGUAUGUCA
Molecule: messenger RNA, 1473 nt
Organism: Rana temporaria (common frog)
Lineage: Eukaryota; Metazoa; Chordata; Amphibia; Anura; Ranidae
Product: actin, alpha cardiac muscle 2
Exons: 7
Coding region: 117-1250 (377 amino acids)
Biological process (GO): skeletal muscle thin filament assembly
Cellular component (GO): stress fiber; striated muscle thin filament; actin filament
Source: RefSeq, a predicted model, not a curated record